GAACGAACCAAAUAAACGUAUAUAUAGAUGUAACCUGGUAUAGGGUUGGAUUUCAUACACGACGGGAUAGCUGAUCAGACUUCACACAGAUUUAAUCAUCACACAACCCAACGUAAGGAUGAACCCGGAAGACGAAUUAUCUGCACUAAUAAUUGACAAUGGAUCCGGAAUGUGUAAAGCUGGAUUUGCAGGGGAUGAUGCGCCAAGGUCUGUCUUCCCGUCCCUCGUAGGACGUCCUAGAUACGAGAUCGUGAUGACGGGGAUGGGAGGUAAGGACUGUUACGUGGGUGACGAGGCCCAGAGUAAGAGAGGUAUACUUAGUCUCCGCUACCCGAUAGAGCACGGAAUCGUCACCAACUGGGACGACAUGGAGAAAAUCUGGCACCAUACCUUUUAUAAUGAGCUCCGAGUGGCGCCCGAGGAACAUCCGGUCAUGCUCACAGAGGCACCACAGAAUCCGAAGGCUAAUAGGGAAAAGAUGACCCAGAUUAUGUUUGAGACAUUUAAUUCACCAGCUUUUUACGUCAGUGUACAAGCAGUUCUCUCCCUUUAUGCGUCCGGUCGGACCACGGGAGUAGUGUUUGACGCCGGCGAUGGUGUUUCCCAUGUUGUCCCAAUAUACGAGGGCUACUCGCUGCCCCACGCCAUAAACAGGAUGGACCUCGCCGGGAGGGACCUGACCGCCUACUUAAAGAGGAUCUUACACGAGCGCGGCUACAAUUUCAACACGUCAGCUGAACUCGAACUGGUCCGGGAUAUGAAGGAGAAACUAUGUUAUGUAGCUUUGGACUUCGAGUCUGAGAUGAGCUCUGCGAGUACAUCGUCAAGUACAGAAAAAUCCUAUGAACUUCCGGACGGAACGAUUGUAACUAUAGGCAACGAGCGCUUCCGGUGCCCUGAAGUACUAUUUCAGCCAUCUUUUAAAGGAAUGGAGGCGGAAGGGAUCCAUGAACUCGUUAACAAGUCGGUUAUGACGUCAGACAUCGACAUACGGAGGGAUCUCUAUAGCAACACGGUUCUUUCCGGGGGAACCACCAUGUUUCCGGGAAUCGCCGACCGGAUGACGAAGGAGCUAUCGGCCAUAGUAGCAAACAGUAUGAAGGUGAAGGUCAUUGCCCCACCUGAACGGAAGUACUCUGUGUGGAUCGGCGGAUCAAUCCUUGGGUCACUAUCCACAUUCCAACAGAUGUGGAUCAGUAAAGAGGAGUACGACGAAUGCGGACCAUCUAUAGUACACCGGAAGUGCUUCUAAACAAUAUAUGAGACUUUAUGAUACUAUUUAUAGACAACUGAAGGGACAGUGUACAAUCGCGAUUUCUUACGUUACUUUUCAUUAACAGUGUUCAGUGGCGAUUGAUCUCAUCAGCGGAGAAUUCAUUUUUAUUUCAUUACACAUACUCACAUAUGACAUAUAAAAUUUGUAAAUAAUCAUUUUCAGAUGCCGUUGAUAAGUACGGUACUUGUCGUCUCUGACGAGAUUAAACAUCUACCUACCGGAACUGUGUCUUUGUCGUAUCUCUAACAUGUAAAAAAGAGUUAAACAUGUAUUUGUCACAUCCGAGUUGUCUGCUACAUGGAAACUGUUCAGGUUAUCAAUACAAUACAAAAACCCAUUGGGUCGAAAUUUCUCUGCCACAGGGGUUAUACCGGUAAUUAUAUUAGUCUAAAUGGAAUCUUAAGACAUUUACCUUGUAUGGGCAUCCACCAUGUAGCAAGAUCAUGCCUGUCAGAUACUGAAGCACAGUCAUCUCCCGUGAUCUUCCAUGAAGGGCUACAGCCACUGCAUUCAUCACGUGGUAGAAGGGUUUUCCUUGGAUGCUGACUGUGGGACGUCCGUAACCAUAGAUAAUACCACUAAUAGGGUGUUGGGGGUUCGAUUCCGUCGCGCGUUUUGUGCUGUAGUACUGUCUCAUUGACAAUUCUUUACACACUUUAAUUACAAUACAUGCUGUGGCCGCAACUAUUUCCUCUGGGCAAACAUUUUUCAAAAUAUCAAUGACACUCCUCUCCACAUUCGCCACUCUUGAUCCUCUAAACAGGAGUUUGGCGAUUUUCCUGUGGUCCUCUGAUUUGCAAUGUAGGAAUCGCAACCUUCAGGACACCAGAUACAUUUAUAAUAAAAUAAAUUACAGUAUUACAUGUCCAUGCGGUAUGCUAUAAUGAACAGCUGUAUUUAUUCAGAUUGACAAAUAAAUGACAAAGGUUUU
Mizuhopecten yessoensis (Yesso scallop) is the source of this 2207-nucleotide messenger RNA. Its product is annotated as actin, cytoplasmic-like. The transcript is spliced from 8 exons. The record is from RefSeq and is a predicted model, not a curated record. Lineage: Eukaryota; Metazoa; Mollusca; Bivalvia; Pectinida; Pectinidae. Bases 119 to 1252 code for a protein of 377 amino acids.